UCGAUCCAGUGUUGACUUCACUAUUGACAAACUAUCGUGACGUCGUCGUUACGCUUAGCUUCCUAGAUACAAAUAUCGGUAUCGCUCGUUUCCAAACAUGGCGGGCGAGAGGUGAAAUACGAGAGAAGAGGGUCGUUCCAAUAGAUCAGACUGGGUACCUGGUAACACAGAACGCUGACAUCAGACAGCAGCGAUGAGCGCCCGGAGGAAGAAGAAGGACGAGAAACCCCCGCCCGCCACGGGCCCCGGGAGCAAGAUUGUCUCCCUUCCCGACCCAGUCAAGAAGUACCUCAAAAAACUCCCCGACGGAAAGAAAAUUCAUUUGAAGUUUGGAAAUGGAAAUUGGAAAUCGCUGCCUGUUGAAAUUUACGAUAAUGAGGAGAUAAGUCAGCUGGCCAUCAAGUUUACCGCGGAAAAUAAUCGCCUGAAGAGGCUGCCCAAGAGUAUCGCGGCUCUGGAGAAUCUAGAACACAUUGACAUCACCAACAACACUCUGUCGGCCUUCCCUGGGUCUGUGUCACGGAUGAAGAAACUGGAAGUUCUGAUAAUUAAAAACAAUGCAAUUAAAAAGCUACCACCUGCAAUACACAAAUGCACGGGAUUACAGAAGCUCUACGCUUCCAAUAAUAAAAUCCGAGCGCUCCCGAAGAGCAUCGGAAAAGCCUCGAUAUCGUACAUGGACGUAUCUUCGAACAUGAUCCGGUCCAUUAAGAAAGGGCUGUACGAAAUGACCGCCGAAGUCGACUUAUCUGAUAACAGGAUUACAGAGAUGCCAACAGCUGCUGUCAAAAAACCCAACAUACAGAAGAUCAAUUUGGCGCGAAACGGUGUUACUUUGAUUCCCGAAAACAUCGACAAACUAUCGCGUCUCACGUGGCUCGAUCUCUCCCACAAUGCAGUACAGGAAAUUCCGGCCCAAAUAGGCGGUGUCCGGUUCCUUCAUUAUCUUAACCUUUCCCACAAUCACAUCAAAACCCUACCGGAAGAAAUCUGCAAUUUAGGAUACGCACUUGACCAUCUGGACAUAUCUCACAAUGAAAUACCGGUGUUACCCGACGGAAUGAAGAGCCUCCGAAAGUUGACCUAUUUUGACGUUUCCAAUAAUGAAGUGGAAUACCUACCCGAGAGUAUACGAGAGUUGCCGUGCUUAACGACGUUGGGGGUUUCCCAAAACAAACUGAUGUCAAUGAAAUUUGCAGUAUACCUAAAGCAGCUAGAGCACUUGUACCUCUCCAGAAACUCAAUAGAGGUCAUACCAGAAGAGAUUGAUCACAUGAAGUCUCUGGUCACACUGGAUCUCUCGUGGAACAAAAUCAAAGAACUGCCAUCCUCCAUAGGGAACGUGAAAAGUCUAAAGAGCUUAAAUGUCUGUGGCAAUAAGCUUUCAGCGAUACCUGAUAGUUUGGGUCAUGGUCAAGUUUUGACCUUUUUGGACUUGUCCCACAAUCGUUUGACUGUGUUACCAUCUGACCUAAGAAAACUUCGAAACCUUGAGACCUUCCAUGUAAGCCAUAACGAAAUAGCGCUCAUGCCCAAAUCUAUCGACUUUUUGUAUCAACUGAGGUCCUUGGAUGUUUCGAAGAAUGGGUUAAAUGAGUUGAAUCUUCCGAAGACCCUUACCCACCUAAACAUGUCAGACAACCCACUAUCUAUCAACCCAACCGACAUCAGGUCCACCAUUGUUGUCAUGGGUGACAAAGAUCACCUUAGGAAUCUGACGUCACUUGCACUCUGCAACCUCGGUAUGGACGAGAUUCCACCCAGCGUGUUUAACCUCAGGUGCCUCAAACACCUUGACCUCUCGAACAACGCCCUGAAAACCCUGACAGACAACGUAUGCAAAAUGAGAGGGUUAGUGUCGAUCACUGCGUGUCACAACGAAAUAACAGCUCUACCCGAGAAAAUAAGCGCGCUCAAAAAGUUGGAGAAGCUUCACGUUUCCAACAACGGGCUCACGAGUUUCUCGCCAAGUUUAGGACGCUUGGUUUCGUUGUGUGAUCUAAAUAUGUCGAACAACAAAAUAACUCUAUUACCGGACAAUUUCGGAGACCUAAACAAACUGAUUAAUAUGGACCUCUCGGAAAACGAACUUCUCAAUUUCCCAAAGGACCAGAUCGAUGUUUUGGCUUCGUUGCUUCACCUUAACAUCUCAAAGAACCAUAUUGACCAGAUGCCGAUAGAAUUUCCUUAUCUUUAUAGACUAAAAGUUCUCAGGGCAGCCAGUAACGACCUCAAGUCGAUCCCAAGUGACAUGGAUAAAAUGAAAUCAUUAGAAGUUUUGGAUAUUUCCGAUAACAUCAUCGAAUCUCUACCGGAAAAGAUAUGCAAAAUGCCGGAACUGAAAGAGAUUAAUGUUUCCGAGAAUAAAAUCACUAGAGGAUGGCCAAAGGCUUGGGAAAAUCUCAGGCAAAAGAUCAAAGUCGAAAACGCGGACCAGGAUAGCUUUAAGGAACGACAAGCACGCGAAAGACCCAGUGACAAGGUUGCCGAGACGCAAGUUAGUCCCAAGUCAGCAAAACGCGGGAAAAAGAAGGUUUCUCCGAUCGGAACACCUCCCAUCAAAUCUCGCGAGAAGUCUGCGCCCGUGAAAUAGAAAGAAGUUUUUCAACUCAGUGGUUUCUCUAAGACAGUAAUAGUACUGUAUGAAAAAUGGCAGGACAGCGCUAAAAUGCCAGUUUAUAUGCAUUUAAUAUACUAUCAUUUGUACAUUUCAGCUUUGUUUAAAACUUAUACACAUAUAGCCAUUCUCUGAAAUCAAAUAUUUUUUUCCUUUUGACGUUAGUAAUUUAGAGAUUUUUUUCUAGUCAAUUUCCCCCAUAACGAACUUCGUAUAGUUUUAACCCUCCUCUGUAGGUGCUAUUUAUCUUUUCCCGUCUCCUGAUCGAGAUCGGAUCAUUGUAUAUUUCCUUUUUUUUUUUUACAUAAAAAUUUCGUAAUGAUGUAUAACAUGUACACCCAAUGACUUCAUUAUAUUGUGACAUUUUCUUUUGGUUAAAUGUAUGGAGCCAUUGUACCGGCUCACUCGUACACAUGAUUUUCCCACACAGUUGGCGUGUUAUCAACAUCCUAUCUACCCGUCAGUAAAUCCAAAUUAAACUCCUAUCAGCUGUACAGACCUGACUCUGGUAUCAGUCUGCACAAUACCACAAUUUGAUCACACUUGACCUCGGUGACAAAUCAAUCCAGGUUCGAUUUAAACAUCAGGGGGCUGGUUUAGUUUUCGGUUUGUAUUUUUUUCCUCUUAGAUAGAAGGCACAAUACCCUCGGGCUGUUGUCUCACGAUGAUUUAACGGAAUUUUUGGAUUAAUUUCAGUGGGUGCUAUCUUUGAAGGCCUCAAAAUGUUUCAGAAAAAAAUAAUAUUGCUCGGUUAUUAUAUGAAAACUGGUUUUUGAGACUGUAUUUAAAAUUAAACAAAUUCUUUUCUUUGAAGCAUUGGACAAAAGAUAUGCAUCUACAAAAUGUUAAACUAAGUAAAAUACCUAUUUGAAAAUAUUGACGAUUUGUGAACACAAAUUGUUAUGAAUCGUUGAAAUGGUUUAAAUUCAAAAUUGCAUUAAAAUCAUGAUCGGAAUCAUUUUGGAAUAAGUUACAAAAGCUUUAAAACUCAUUAAAACUUCAGUUUUUGCUGUCAUGCAUUUAAAUAAGAUUGAAUUACAUUUAUACAUUGACAUUCAAAUAUUUUUUUAAUCAUGUUGGUAGCAUUUAGUCUGAUUCUACACCACUGUUAAAGUUAUCUGUGAUAUUAUGUAGUUGUUGAUUAGAUUUAUUAUAAAGCAUUGCAAUAUAAAACUAUA
Molecule: messenger RNA, 3795 nt
Organism: Magallana angulata
Lineage: Eukaryota; Metazoa; Mollusca; Bivalvia; Ostreida; Ostreidae
Product: leucine-rich repeat protein SHOC-2-like
Exons: 2
Coding region: 194-2593 (799 amino acids)
Molecular function (GO): protein binding
Source: RefSeq, a predicted model, not a curated record